UGCUGGGAAAAAGCCAAACAGAGAGGAAGGGGCUGUCGCCCCCCCAGGAGCUGUGCGAAGCGGAGCCGCGGGCACCAGCUGCGCCUGCCUUUCCGGGUCCCCAGGGCUGACCUGGGGGCGACUGGCCUGGGCACUCUGGCCCCUGCACAGGGAAGCUUCUGGACGGCUCCUGGCUGGGUCAUCGACACUGUUGCUGAGUUUUUAGUCUUUCCUCCAGGCCAGGCCCAUGGCCAAUGGCCGGACGGGGCUGACCGCACCCGGCUCCCCGAGAGAAGAGUAGGAGCCCAGAUGACCCGCGGGGUCGGCCCCGCCCUCCCCCCUUAGGGAGGCGACUCUGGGGACUUCACAGUCUCUUCCAGGGAAAAGCAGCCGGGCCAGAGCCAAGGGAAGGGCCUUCUGCAAACAGUGGGCCGCGGAGCACCUGUGCAAACACGGGGCUAUAAGUGAGUCUCCUUGGCAGACGCGGCUCAUCCACCCUCCAGCGAGUGGCCGCGUCCCCGGAGCCCGCCGUGACCAUGGAGGCCAGGGCGCUCUGGCUGCUGGUGGCGGUCCUGGCCGUGGGGUCCUCCAGCUCGUCCGCGCAGUACCUGGGCCUGUCAGAGAACCAGUGCGCCGUCCCGGCCAAGGACAGGGUGGACUGCGGCUACCCCGAGGUCACCCAGGAGCAGUGCAACAGCAGAGGCUGCUGCUUCGACUCCAGCAUCCCCCAGGUGCCCUGGUGCUUCAAGCCGCUGCAGGAGACAGAAUGUACAUUCUGAAGCCAGCCUGAGGCCGCCGGGCACCCUGGGAGGUGAACUUCCAUACUCGGGGGCACGCCGCCCACUCAACUGUGCCUCCCCAUCGCCCCGCCCCCGGCAAGGCUGCCGC
Molecule: messenger RNA, 867 nt
Organism: Pteropus alecto (black flying fox)
Lineage: Eukaryota; Metazoa; Chordata; Mammalia; Chiroptera; Pteropodidae
Gene: TFF3
Product: trefoil factor 3
Exons: 3
Coding region: 516-758 (80 amino acids)
Biological process (GO): maintenance of gastrointestinal epithelium
Source: RefSeq, a predicted model, not a curated record